Messenger RNA from Effrenium voratum, 327 nucleotides. The record is from the annotation of a GenBank genome assembly. Lineage: Eukaryota; Dinophyceae; Suessiales; Symbiodiniaceae.
AUGGGACGAGCAGGGGACGAGCAUUUGUUGCCUUUGCUCGACCGGGAUAGAGAGUGGAGGUUGGGCCUGUUGCCUGCCUUUGUGUGCAUUGGCUGCAGGAAGCGCUCAGAUGCAGUGGCAUGUCGUUGCAGAGCACCAAGACUUGGAGUGACAAUGAAGCUUAGAGAAACCAGUCUCUUUCCCGGAAAAUCGGCGCAGUAUCUCUUUCCCGCAAAAUCGACGCUCACGCUUUCUCCUCAUGUCUCAACCUCCCGCUUGGCCAAGCUGUUGUUCUAUUCCCGGGGGGGUCACCAUCCUGAGGCUCAAAGUCGAGUUUGCUACUUGUAG